Molecule: messenger RNA, 1294 nt
Organism: Mus musculus (house mouse)
Lineage: Eukaryota; Metazoa; Chordata; Mammalia; Rodentia; Muridae
Gene: Cmss1
Product: cms small ribosomal subunit 1
Exons: 11
Coding region: 360-1094 (244 amino acids)
Source: RefSeq, a predicted model, not a curated record
AGGAAGUGCCAGAGAGGGGAGCUGGCCUUUGGUAGCAUAAGCUCCAUCAGAAGAGCGAUUACCCUGUGUUGCUGCUUUCUAGCCUGUGGAGUGGAACUCCACUUCAUCCACUCUGAUGUCUGUGGACUGCAGCUGGUCCUCUGAGGCUGCGACACAUCAAGUUUGAGGAGUCUGCCUGUCCACUGUGUGUGGUUCCAUGUAGCCCUUUGUUAGAAAGCAUUCGGGGCCGCCAAGAGUGUGCGUUGACAAGGGAGGUGGCUGCUGCUAGGAGCUGUAAGUCGUUCUGAUUGGAGUGAUGCUUCAUUUGAUGGAAUCUGCCACUUGAGCAAUCAGGUGGUGAGGAAGGAGGGGACACGGAAAUGACACAGCAGGACACAGCUCCGGUUCCUGAGAAAACCCAACAGCCCACUGAGUGUUUCCUGACACAAACAAAGGAACCCAAAGCAGAGGACUCUCGGAAGACCAGGAAGUGGAAGAAGAAGAAAAUUUCUGAUAUUCUUGCAAAAUCAGAGCCCAAACCAGGGACCCCUGAGGACCUUCAGAAGCUGAUCAGAGACCAUUACAGCAGCAGCCGUUCCGUGAUAGAAUUAGAAGAACUGCACCUACCAGACUCCUGCUUCCUCAAGGCCAAUGAUUUGACUCACAGUCUCUCUUCAUACCUAAAAGAAAUCUGUCCUAAGUGGGUAAAACUUCGGAAAACCCACAACGAGAAGAAGUCGGUCCUGAUGCUGAUCCUCUGCAGCUCCGCUGUGCGAGCCCUGGAGCUCAUCAGGUCUCUGACAGCAUUCAAAGGAGAUGCCAAAGUUAUGAAAUUAUUUGCAAAACAUAUAAAGGUCCAGGAACAGGUAAAGUUGCUGGAGAAGCGUGUGAUACACCUGGGUGUGGGGACUCCGGGGAGAAUCAAAGAACUUGUCAAACAAGAUGGCCUCCAUUUGAACCCCUUAAAGUUUCUGGUGUUCGACUGGAACUGGAGAGAUCAGAAGCUGAGGAGAAUGAUGGACAUUCCCGAGAUAAGAAAGGAGGUUUUCGAGCUUCUAGAUAUGGGAGUGUUCAGCCUGUGCAAGUCGGACUCCUUGAAGCUGGGUCUUUUCUAAGCCUGGGUCCUGAUGAAGAGUCCAGUUGCCAACAUAUUGCAAGCACUCAGUAACUUACUCCACCGUAAUCAUGUUAAGUCCAUCACCCAGUGGAUCCCUGAGGCUGCCUCGAGGGGAUUCUUUGACAACUGUGACCCUGUCUUUGGGCUCAUACCCUCAGAUAAUAAAAGCUCUGCCUGCGUGUGUUGUCUUGUUGAGCA